Molecule: messenger RNA, 8916 nt
Organism: Prinia subflava (tawny-flanked prinia)
Lineage: Eukaryota; Metazoa; Chordata; Aves; Passeriformes; Cisticolidae
Gene: METTL13
Product: methyltransferase 13, eEF1A N-terminus and K55
Exons: 8
Coding region: 105-2162 (685 amino acids)
Source: RefSeq, a predicted model, not a curated record
CCGCCCCGCGCAGCCGGAAGCGGUCAGCGCGGGAGGCACGUGGGGCCGCGGCGGGAGCGGGCACGGCCGGUGCGGCCACGGAGCCGCUGCCCCACAGCCCGGCCAUGGAGCUGCUGCCCCGCAGCCCCGCCGAGUUCGGCUCUGCACGCUACUGGGAUCGCUUCUUCCGCCAGCGCGGGCAGCGCCCCUUCGAGUGGUACGGGGCCUUCCCGGAGCUCUGCCCCGUUCUGCACAAGUAUGUGCGGCCCCGGGACAAGGUUCUGGUGGUGGGCUGUGGGAACUCGGAGCUGAGCGAGCAGAUGUACGACGUGGGGAUGUGCGAGGACAUCGUCAACAUCGACACCAGCGACGCCGUGAUCCGCCAGAUGCGGGAGCGCAGUGCCAGCUCCAGGCCCAGGAUGAGCUACCUGCUGAUGGACAUGCUCCACAUGGAUUUCCCCGAUGCCCACUUCCAGGUGGUCCUGGACAAAGGCACGCUGGAUGCCGUCCUGACCGAUGAAGAGGAGGCCACGUUAGCCAAGGUGGAUCAGAUGUUUGCCGAGAUCAGCCGCGUCCUGCAGGUAGGAGGGCGCUACCUCUGUGUCUCCUUGGCUCAAGCCCACGUGCUGAAGAAAGCCGUGGAAUUCUUCUCCCUGGAAGGCUGGGUGGUGCGUGUCCACCAGGUGGCCAGCAGUGGGGACAAGCAGCAGUUUGUCCUGCCGGUGUUCGUGUACGUCAUGACAAAGUUCAGGAAGAUCCCUGGCUCGGCAGCUCAGAUCCUGGAGAUCUGCCCUGAGGAGCAGGACAAGCCAAUGCGGGUGCAGAGCGUGGAGCAGCUGGUGGCAGCAGUGAAGGACAGGCAGCAUUAUGCCCUGCUCUGCAGCCAGAUCAGCAAAACCCCCUGCAGGGAACAGGUUUCCCUGGAUCUGUGUGACAAAGAGAGCGGGAAGCCUCGCUACACGCUGCACGUGGUUGACAGCCCCUCGGUGAAACCUUCCCGGGACAAUCACUUUGCCAUCUUCAUCAUCCCACAGGGCAGAGAAACCGAGUGGCUGUUUGGCACGGAGGAGGGCCGGCGGCAGCUGGCGGCCAGCGCGGGCUUCGGGCGCCUGCUGACGGUGGCGCUGCACAGGGAGCAGCGCUACGAGGGCAUGGCCGGCAUCCAGGCGGAGCUGUCGGCGAAGGUGAUGGAGCUGGCCCCGCCGGGCCUCCCUGCCCGGCAGCAGGUGCCCUUCCUGUCCGUGGGAGGGGACAUCGGGGUGCGGGCGGUGCGGCACUGCGGCAGCAGCCCCCUGAGCGGGGACUUCGUUGUGGAGGACGUGAAGGGAGAUGGCACCUGCUACUUCCGCCGCCUCAUCUUCCUCCAGAACAGGAACGUGGUGCAGUCAGAGGCACGGCUCUUGGGUCCCACACCUCUCCCAGGCCAGAAGAAGCGGAGGAAGGACAAGAAGAAAGCCAGCCCUGCUGAGCCACCUGGAGCCAUCGACAAGAGCUGCCUGUGCUGUGAGCACCACAAGGCCAUGGUUGCGGGGCUCUGCCUGCUGGGGGGCCCCAACGCCCUCCCAGGAGAGCUGGCAGUGCUGGUGGUGGGGCUCGGCGGGGGCAGCCUGCCCCUCUUCGUCCACGAUUACUUCUCGCCGGCCCGCGUGGCCGUGGUGGAGAUCGACUCCUCCAUGCUGGACGUGGCCACGUGCUGGUUCGGUUUCUCCCAGGGUGACCGGAUGCAAGUGCACAUCUGCGAUGGCCUGGACUACGUGGCCAAGCUGGCAGCCGAAGCCCCAGCCCAGUAUGAUGCUGUCAUGUUUGAUGUGGACAGCAAAGACCUCACGGUGGGGAUGAGCUGCCCACCCCCAGCCUUUGUGGAAAAGCCCUUUCUGCAGAAAGUUAAAACCAUCCUCAAGCCAGAAGGAGUGUUCAUCCUCAACCUGGUGUGCCGCGACGCCCGGCUGAAGGAGUCCGUGCUGGCCGUGCUCAGGGACGUCUUCCCGCUGCUGUACGCGCGCCGCAUCCAGGGCGAGGUCAACGAGAUCCUGUUCUGCCAGGCGGGCACCGCGGGCCGGCGCCAGCCCGCCGAGCUGGGCGCGCGGGCGCGGGCGCUGCAGGGGGCCCUGCAGCAGCCGGGCCGGCCCUGGGACGGCUCCUACGCGCUGGCAGACAUGCUGCAGGCCGUGCACAUCCUCUGAGAGCCUGCUGCCGCUCCGACACCGCGCCUCCUGCCGGCCUGGGCCUGCGGGAAGGAUGGCACUGGCACGGGGAGCGCGGCUCCUGAGGAAGGGGGCCAGCACCACGGGGGGCUGUACAGCCCAAGGGGCAGCGUUCAGCGGUGAGGAAGGUGCUGUGAGACUGGCAGGACUGAGUUUGGGCCAGUCCUCGUUGCUUUCCCACUUUGGGAAGAACAUCCCUCCGAUUCUCCUCCCCUUCGGCACAGCUCCUCUCAUUCUGGUGGUGCCUCUACCUGCAUCUCCAGCAUUCCUGGUGUCUCUGCAGAGCCCCAGGCCGGCUCCAAGCCUGCUUGUGGUUGUGUGUGGGUGGGCUGGAAGCUGUGAGAAUAAAGUGCUCAGGGGUGCUCUGAGGCCUGUAGUGCUUUGCUAAGGCUUAUUUCUGAAGCACCCCCACUCCUGGAAAGCCUACGGUCACCUCUGCCCUUCAAAGGCAUGUCCUGGGAGCAGGCAACUGCCCCUUGAACCCCACAGCGCCCUCACCACUCACCCUCCCCAAUUUUUUCCUGAAUCUCCCCAGAUUUGUUUCCCUUAGUCCAGAUCUCUCCAGCCACCGCCACUGAACUGAAACCCCCGAGCUCAGAACCCUUCUGCCCCAGGGCCAGCAGGGAGCCAGCCCUGGGCUCAGCCCCUGGCCACACCAACCCACUCACCCAGCUGGUGCAGGUCAGCCUUUCUGCAGGGUGAAAGGGCAGCCAGAAAAUACCCAUUGGGGUGGGUGUUCCCACAGCACCCCAGUCCUGCCUGGACAGCUCAUUCAAGAGCUGACCUGUGUGCCCUGGCUGGUUACAGAACAGCUGACCUGCAGGUUCUCAUUCAUUCAUUCAUCAGAAGCUAUUUUUGGGGGGCUUGUCUUUCUCCCCUGCAACAGCUGAUGCCACAAUGAGCCUGAGACACUGUACCAAAGAGAGCAGCUUGCAGACAGCGAGGUGACAAACCAGUGCUUUGCCACUGAUCCUGUGCCCUCACUCCAUGCUCCCUUCUGCCCCUGGCAGCCUGAGAGAAGACAUCUUUCUGACAGCUGCUUCCCAAAGCACACCCUCCCCAGCCUCCUUUCCACAGCCCAGGGAGGUAACAACCACCAAAAGUAGCUCCAGGAGGGAUCUGUGUGUCAGCAUCCCUGCUGGGGCCAUCUCCCAGCUCUGCAGCUCACACACCCUGUCCCAACAGGGUCUGGGCGGCUCUCCUUGCUUGGAGGGAGCCAGCUCUGUUCCAUCUGUGGGAAAACCUCUGCCACUUCAGAGCAGGAGGGUGUGUGAGCCCGAGAGUUUGCAGUUCCCCAGCUCCAUGGGGCCAUGGAAAGGGUGCCCCAAAGGCUCUCACCCCCUGAAGCAGGGGGGACCAUGUGGGCACUGCACAAAUGCAGGAGAUGGGGCUGUUUGUGCCCAGGUUGCACCAUGGCAGCUGUGCUGCCAGCAAGCACCUCCCUCUGAUCAGCACCUGGGGAUGUAUUUUCAUUUCAUUUAGCCAGCAGGUUCUACUUUGGGAACUGCUCUGUUCAGAUCCCUUCUCUGAUGCUUCCUCCCUUGUUCCCCUUCACACAGAGGGACAGAUGGGUGCCCUACUUUCUCCCUGGGCUAACCUGCAUCCAUGCAGAGGGAGGAGAUGCUUUUUUAAUAAGUGCUGUUGAUGGUUCCCAGGCCCAGGAGAGCAGGGCUGGCCUGCUCCCUGCCUCAGAUAAAGGCUGGCAGCCCGGCUAGGUGACCUCUAUGUCACUCACCACCCAGUCACUCCUCCAGUGUGUUCUCCUGUGCUGAGCUCAGGACAUAUGGGGGAGGAACAAGGCUGGAGCUGGAGCUGAAGUGUGCCUGCCCCCAUGCAGUUUCUAAAGCUCCUCUGUGAUGAGCACUGUUUUGAAAGAUCUCUAUUAUCCACCUAGCUUAGAGAUGGCAAAUUUCUCAACUAGAUCAGCCGUGCUGCAUUUACUCUAUUUUUAACUUAGUUUGCAAUUCUCAACAUAAUCUUAACGACAUAGGUUUGUGUGUGUGUGCCCUUUAUUUUACCGAAACCAUCUCCUUUCUUCCCCAGGAGCUCAUACAAAGGCUGCCUUCAUCCCUCCCUUGUCCAGUCCUGCCUUUCUGUUGUGCUUCCAGAACGCUGCAUAACGCCACAUCCUGGUGGAAAAACAAAAGCCAUCUAUUGGAAACAAUGUAAGGAUGAAAUCUCAGCUCAUUGCAGCUGUUCUUGCAGCUACUGACAGCCUGAACUCUUUGGUCUGGAAAUUAAUUUCAGCGGGAAAACUGGCAAUUUAAUGAGUGCUGCAAAUCCUCCUCUGCAGGUAAAACGCUCCAAGGCUGGAGUAAUUGACACAUAGUAAAUAUUCCUCUGCCGGCAGCCAAAACAUGCAGCUAAUGUAUAUGUUUGGCAGGGGUGAUUCUGUGGAGGGUUUGGCAAUGUACUCAUGUUUACAUCCCUUACUCCUCACUUCCUUCCCUUGCAGCGUAGGCACGCUGUCAGUGGCGGGAUAGAAACAAGCUCUGCCGUCACUUAGCAACAUCCACUGGCACGGAGAUGUUGACUUUCUCCUUUCUGGCUCUCCCAGUACAAAAAGAGCUGGGUGUGUAGCUCGUGUGUGGCUCAGGUGUGAGGCUGUAACCAGCUGGGGAUGCUUUGGGCUGGUCCUGUCCCUGCUCAGAGUAUCACAUCCAUCCUGCUGCCACUCCUCUGAACGAGACACUGGGAAUUGGUGGGUCAGCCCUGAGUUUCCUGAGCUUGGGUGGAAGGAUGCAGAGAGGUUUUUUGGCCCAGGGUGGCUGUGGGCAGGCAGUUGGCAGGGCUGGCACCUUGAGGCAGGCACUGAUGGGGUGCCACACGUACACCCCUAAUGGUGUCACAGCCUAGGUCCCUGUUUUGCAGAAGAGAAGAGGAUGACACUCCAGUUCCCUCCUGGGAACAGGGUGGAGGUGGAUAAGGGACAUACUGUCAUCAGCUCAAAGUACAGCAAGCAGCUGGGAGAGAUUUUGCAGCAACAAAAGCUGCAGGGACUGAGCCCUGGGCUGAUUCCCUUCAGCUGGGCAGAGCCUUGGCUCCCCUGCCUGGGGAUGCUGCAGGGCAUGGUCCAGCACAAGGGCUGCAACAGCCACUCCCAGAGGCUGGAAACACGUGGGGAGUGUUUUGUUCAUGAAAUUUUCCCUUGGGGAAGCACUUGGCUUGUCUGGCUUUGUGGCCAAGGAAGCAGGCAUGCUGCCAGGCUGCAGGGAGGGAGUACAGCUCUUUCCUGGGGUGCUGAGGGCUGCAGGGAAACAUCUCUGCAGGCUGCAAUGCAGCACCGUGCCCUUUUUCUAGCCUGCAACUGGAUGCACCCGACUAAAGAAUGCAGCUGGAGGUCACAGGGCAGGAGAGAGGAGAGAUGGGACAGGGAUUGGGUUGUCCUGCUAUCAGUGAGUCAGCAGUGCCCCGGGCUGUGGGGGGAAGGCAGAAAGCACAUCCUCUUUACAUGGAGAAAUGCUGCAGCCACGACUAUAAUCACAGCUCUGCAGCCACUCUGGCUUUCUGUCACGGGCUCAAAUUCCACCUUUUGCAGCCUCAAGGUCUGAGCUCUCGUCCUGGCAGACGCACAGGCAUGAUGCUGACUGGCACCUUCAUGCAGAGUGCUGCUGAGAACCUGGGAGCUCCCCUUGCACGGGCUCCCUGCCCACACCUCCUCCUGCUCUGUGCCCAUCAGCUGCCUGAAACGCUCUGCAAAAACUCUGUGUUUGUGUCCGAAGCAAGACGGAGGUGAGGGAGGGCCCUGGAGAGACGAGAAGUGUGAAGGAACCUGCCUGUUCUUGGGGGAGAGGAUGCAGCCCCUGCCUGCUCUGCUCCCCAGGGGCAGGGCAGCGUCACUGACUCUUCACUGCAGGCAUCUGCCAGUCUCCCCUCGGCUGGUUUAUAUAGAACUCAUUUCUCCUGAGGGGAAUUGCACUGCUGUGUGUUUAUGAAGCAGCCUGGGGACCUGGUCCAAAUGUCCUCAGUCUGAACGUCACGCUGCCUGGUUAGGGAGAAGUGUCUGUGCGUGAGUUUGUGGGUUCAGCUGUGGCCUGAAGCCAGGCUAUUUUUGCCAUGUAUUUUUCUGAAAGUCGUGGCAGGACAAGCUUGCUGUCUGUAGCCUUGAUCUGAAAUGCACUGAAGGCUGCGGCUGGGGGCCCCAGGCAGGCUGUGCUGGAGCUGGUGACAUGUGACAUCAGACCACGCUGCUGGAGUCAGGAUGUCACCUUGGGGAGCAGGGCACCCACCCUUCCUGCCAUGCCAGAAAGGUUCUUGGCAGAGGUUUGCUCUCCUCGCUGAGCCUGGCACUCAGCAAAAGGAAAUGAUAAAUACUGUGGGGCACAACUGAGCACACCAGGGUAAAACCAGAUUGUGUUUAGCUGGUUAACCAGUGGGCAGCACAGCUCUGUGCUCCUGGGGAUUGCACCUACUGCUCCCCCAGAGAACAAUUUCUUGCGUGGCCCCCUGACACUGAUUUGGGUCUUGUAUUUCAGAGCUAUUUGUUACAAGAAGCUUUGCAAUGGUCUCUGCUAGCAGCACCCCUGUUUUCUUUAAUUUAGCCACCCUGAAUCUUGGCAAAUUCAGAAAGCCAGGCUGGGCUCUGCAUGGGGGUUUGGAACAAGCUGCCCAGAGAAGCCAGUCAGGAAAAGCAGAGACCUAAAGAUAUGCUCAGGUGCCUCUCCUCUCUCCUUCCCUGCUCUCUUGGGAAGUUGUUGGAAAAAUGAGGAAAACCCCCCAUGAUAACACAAGCAUCCAUAAUGAAAUUGUUUGUGCCUUUUCCAGAAGGUGGGGAAUUUAUACUUGGCUGCUUGUAGCUUUUUUUUUUGGAGGAGGGAAGAGUUGAUUUUUGUAAGUGAUAGAAUGUGGGCACUUAGUGGCUUUAACUCUGCUUCACCAGACAAAAAAAUUUGGUUUAGAAACCCCAGACUUGGGGGAAUAACUCAAACUUUUCCUAAUCUUAGGUUUUUUCCUAAUUUAUUUUAUUUUAUUCAUGGAAGCAGACAAAGCUAUUAUUUAAAGACCUCACAGAAAGGACAGUUCCCUAGGUUAUCAGUUUGAAGGUGUGCAUGGUGCUGCUCCCCAGGCAUUGUGCCUUUCUCAGUCUUCAUUUGUCUCCUGUGGAGAUGCAAUCCUAUGGCCAGGCUGCUCCUCUAGGGAUCUUAAUUAUUUCAAGGGGGCAGCACAAAGUGCUCGGAUACUCACAAUGUUCUGCUCAACUCCCAGCCUCCAAAGAAACCCACAAACUGGAGGAAGGCCAGGCAGCUACUCCAGGGCCUCCUGGCAUAGCUUGCCUGCCCAGGAGUGGGGAAAGAAAUAAUCAUGCUGCUAAUUGGCAUAAUUAUGUCAAUAACUCCCAGGCUCCCAACUAGACAGAAAUGAUGGCAAGGCUUUUCCCAGAGGCUGUGAUCUAACUGCAGUGGCGAGGAGAAGCCGUCUCCACCUUAUGUCGAUUAAAAACUGUUACUUGUUUCCAGAGCUAUAGGUCGGUCUGUUGUAAUUUUUUACACUUAUUGAGAGCUCUGGCCAAGAGGUUUUGAUAAUCCUCCAGAUCGUUAGUCUCUGUCAGCCUGCGGGAUGUUCACAGUUCCCUUUUGUUUUGCUUUUCACGCUGAGUGAGGCCAGUGUCUGCUUUAAUAGAGACGAUAACUUUUAUCGCUGCACGACUCCAAAGCCUGCGUUUUGGAUAUUUUCAUGAUGUGACUGCUGCCAGUAAUCGCAGAUAAAUCUCCUCUCUGUUGUGUGCCUGAGCUUUUAGCUCAGUCUCGGCAUGCAUUUUGAAUUGAACACGCUGCAGUGACAUGGCUUGGACCUUGCUGUUGCUCCCCAGGCUGCUCCUGAGCCAGGCACCUGCCAGAGCCGGCUCCUCCUCAGAGUGUGCCCGACCCACAGCACUCGUGCCUGUGGCUGAGCCUUGCCACAGCCCUUCCCACCAGCAGGACGGUGGCAGCUGGGGUUGGGGCUCUCAGGGGAGAGGGCAGUAUGGUGGUCUCACGGUCAGUGCACAGAUCUGGGUGAACCAUGCUCCUCGUGUCCAAGCGUGCCAGCACCGAGGUGUCCUCGGGCAGGAACAGAACCACAGAACGGCUCGGGCUGCCAGGGAGCACAGUGGGGCAUCUGCUCCAAUGUCCCAGCUCAAGCAGUGUUAACCAGAGCACAGGCACAGGAUUGUGGCCUGCUGGUUCUGGGGUACCUCCGGGGAGGGAGAGUCCACAGCUUCUCUGGGCAAUCUGUGAAGAAACAAUCCCUAACAAGCAAGCUCUAAGCGAUGUCCAGGUGGUAGAAACACAUAUUACUUGUCGGUGGAAUUGCCUUGUUAAGGUUUAGGGCUCGACAUGUUUCAAUUAUUUCAGGACUAGAGGGAUACCAAAGGGUGUACCACUCUUAGUUGAUACAAAGAAUGCAGAAUUUAGGGGUUACAAGGAUAUUUGGCAGAACACCCAAAAUAAGGAAGAAACUGUUAAAAACAACUGAGCAACUGUGCUGAAAUCAGCUGUGGCUGGGUAAGAGGUAAUUCUGGCAAAUUGUGACCACCGACCACAGACCCAAAACCCCACUAACUCAAGAGACUGAGUAUGCAGACUAAUUAGCAUUGGAAACAAGAGAAUCAUUAACCAACAGAAGAUAGAACACUAAUUAAUAAGCGAACUAGAUACCUUGUACCCAAUAAACGUCAGCGCCUUGGUUUGUUAAAAUCCACAAAAAGAGAAAACUUCUGACAAUCAUCGUGCUGUCUUUGUGGAUUUGCCGCCCA